AUGGCGCAACACACCUUCAACAGACAGCCACCACCACAAACCUAUGGCCUUGUGUCAUUCCCAGCACAACAUGUCAUGCUUGUGGUCUUUAACAGACCCAAAGCUCUCAAUUCCAUGACCAGCGACGGAGAAUAUGAGCUUGAAGCUCUCUGGGAGUGGUACGACAACGAGCCCUCCCUCCGAUGCGCCAUCGUGACAGGCGCCGGGCGUGCAUUCUGCGCAGGCAUGGACCUCAAGGAAUGGAACCAGAUCAACCAGCGCAAAAGAGAUGGCAUACCCGAGAAGCGACCGAUGGACCCGCCCACGACGGGAUUUGGCGGCCUCUCGCGUAGGAGCGGAAAGAAGCCCAUUAUUGCUGCUGUCAACGGCUUGGCUAUGGGAGGCGGAUUCGAGAUGAUUGCCAACCUCGACCUCAUCGUCGCUGCGAAAAGCGCUGUCUUUGCCCUGCCAGAGGCCAAGAUUGGUGUUGUCGCUAAUGCGGGUUCCCUGCCGAGACUAGCCAGGACCAUUGGCCGUCACAGAGCGACCGAGAUGGCCCUGACGGGACGGAGCAUCAGCACUACAGAAGCCCGCGAGUUUGGCAUCCUCAACGCUAUAACCGAAGACGCCCCAGCGGACUGCGACGUGCUGGAGCGUCCAGUGGUGAAGAAAGCCCUCGAGUACGCGACUGCCAUCAUCAGCAACAGUCCCGACAGCGUGAUUGCGUCUCGGGCUGGUAUCCUUGCUGGCUGGGAACAUGGGAGCGCUGAGAAUGCAGUGCGUGUGCAUCGUCAGACGUGGGACUCUGUCAUGGCGGAUGGACACAAUUUCCAUGAGGGCGUGCAGGCCUUUGUGGAGAAGAGGAGCCCGAGAUGGGUGGACAGCAAGUUAUGA
Fusarium pseudograminearum CS3096 is the source of this 873-nucleotide messenger RNA. RefSeq lists its product as uncharacterized. The transcript has a single exon. Gene Ontology annotation, molecular function: enoyl-CoA hydratase activity. Gene Ontology annotation, biological process: fatty acid beta-oxidation. Gene Ontology annotation, cellular component: mitochondrion. The record is from RefSeq and is a predicted model, not a curated record. The coding region runs from base 1 to 873 and encodes 290 amino acids. NCBI's taxonomy places the organism in Eukaryota, Fungi, Ascomycota, Sordariomycetes, Hypocreales, Nectriaceae.